Messenger RNA from Zasmidium cellare ATCC 36951, 2964 nucleotides. RefSeq lists its product as uncharacterized. Gene Ontology annotation, cellular component: P-body. Bases 1 to 2964 code for a protein of 987 amino acids. NCBI's taxonomy places the organism in Eukaryota, Fungi, Ascomycota, Dothideomycetes, Mycosphaerellales, Mycosphaerellaceae. Gene Ontology annotation, biological process: P-body assembly; cytoplasmic stress granule assembly. Gene Ontology annotation, molecular function: FAD binding; mRNA binding. The record is from RefSeq and is a predicted model, not a curated record. The transcript has 6 exons.
AUGCCGUUCAGCUCCGAGUGCCGAUGGAACUGCUUUGGAGUCCUGGCUUCUGCCAACUUGGCUCGUUCAGAUGUCGUCGGACUAUACGUCGGCACUCUCAAAGCCAUCGACAGCGACACCGCCACCGUCUCCCUCCAAGAUGUUCAAUGCCAUGGCACCGAAGGCCGCAAGGGCAACCCCGCCGAAGAGAUGGCCGGCUCUGACACCCUCUACGACGGCAUAGUCUUCCGCGGCAGCGAUGUCAAAGACCUGACCAUUAUCGCUCCUCCCAAAGAGAACCGCCCACCUCAGCAAAUACCCAACGACCCGGCCAUAUUAGGGUCUUCCUCCUCUCCCGCGCAACAGCAACAACCUCCGCAACAGCAAAACCAGUUCCGCGGUCCUCCGCCCCCAUACCCACCGCAGCAACAGUUCGGAUACCCUGGUCAGCCACCCAAUCAAUUCCAACAACCGCCGCGAUUCCAGGGUCCUGGCGGUGCUCAUGGAUUUCCCGGCCAGCCCGGCGCAGUUCCCGGCUACGGCAUGGGCUUUGGCCCGCCACCGCCAGGAUAUGGCCCAAUGGGUAUGGGAUAUGGUCCACCACCGCCAGGUGCACCAGGAUUUCAGGGUCCGCCGCCUGGCCAUUUCCCCCCAAAUCAGCAACCAAUUGGUCCACCCGGUCAGAUGAACCACCAGCGACCACCGCAGCAGAUGCCUCCUCAACAGCAGGCGCCUAUUGGCAGCAAGCAGAACACUCCACAACCCGAAUCAAAUCAAGCUCCUCCCCCAACGAACCCUGCCGAAAUGUCAGGCACUCCCAUUCCACCAUCGACUUCCACAGCUGGCCCUCCACCACCAGUCGAAUCAAAGCCUCCUCCUUCUGCUGCAACCGCGCCAGCAGCCGCACCACAGGCGCAGCAACAACCUGCUCCUAAGCCUGUUCAGAAAGCUAACCCAAGAGUGGCUGUACCGUUGGCGAGCCCAGCUGCGGUCAAGCAACAACCAAAACCUGCACCACAGGCUCCUGCAGCUGCAGCUGCAGCAUCGAGCACUCAAGCUCCCCUCCCUUCGGUCAAUCCAGAUGCUGCCACUGCCGCGGUUGCCGCCGCUAUGGCCUCCUUGGGUGUGCAGAACCAGCAAGCAGCCGGCGUGGACAAUCUCACGCAGAAAGUCAAUCAGAUGAGGGUUCAAGAUCAUCAGACCCGAGGACGAGGGCGCGGUCGUGGAGGAGCACCCCGCGGUGGAAGACGGGAAAGCGCACAGAAGGGUAUUGAAGUUCCUAAGGAGGAUUUCGACUUUGAGACUUCGAACGCCAAGUUCAACAAGCAGGAACUUGUCAAGGAGGCAAUCGCAUCUGGAAGCCCGAUCACCAGUCCAGCCAACGGUGAUAUCCCAGAUCCUCUCUCUGCUACAAACGGACAUGCCGCAGAUGUCGAGGACGUUGUUAUUCCACCAAAACCCGCGGAUAAGGGCUAUGAUAAGAAGUCCUCAUUCUUCGACAACAUCAGCAGUGAUCUCAAAGAUCGCACCGAGCAACAGCAGGCCCAUACAAUGGUUGACGGGCGUGCAAUGCGUCGUGAAGAGCGCACGAGGAAUAUGGAGACUUUUGGCCAAGGCAGCGUUGAUGGAGGAGGCUACCGCGGCAGGGGUCGCGGCCGCGGUCGUGGCUUUGAAUUCGAGAAGUACCUGCAACGAUGGAGUGAUCUCGACCUGAAGCAACCUGCAGCCAUCUUACUGCCUCGAACAGAAGACGAGUGCCAGAAAGCUGUUCGUUGGGCUGUGUCCAACAAUAUUCCCUUUACAGCCAAAUCCGGAGGUCAUAGUCUGUAUUCUACGAUCGGCGAGAAGGGCGUUGUGAUAGAUCUUUCUGAUUAUGCUGGGAUUAAGCAUGACAACGAGAGCAAGACGGCUGUGUUAUGGGGUGGAGUAAACACGAAGACAGUAGCCGUACAGUUGGCGAAGGAUGGAUGUUGCACGACCCUCCCAGCAGUCAACGCAGUCGGCGCAAUCCCCUUCUUCCUCAACGGCGGCCUUUCGAAAAACGUCGCGCAGCUGGGCUACGGUUCCGACCUGAUCGUUUCCGCUCGCGUCAUCACAGCAGACGGCAAGCUCAUCGACGUCGACGAGGACCACCACGCAGACCUACUCUACGCAAUUAGAGGCGCCGGACAAUACUUCGGCCUCGUUACGCAACUCACCAUCCGCACAUUCACCUUCGAAGAAGCCCUCGACAACACCCAAGGCGUAGUCUGGGACGGCCGCUUCAUCUUCCCCAUCGACCGCGCGCAAGAAAUCUGCGAGGUAAUGAAAGACAUCGUCUCAAACGACGCGUACGCGAUGAACGGCCUCAUAAUGGUCGGCGCCCCUCCCCCAGCACGAAAGCCCUGCAUCGCCGUCCUCCCAAGACUAAUCUCCAAAGACCCGAGCACCCUCCAACAAGAAGCCUUCAAGCCCCUCUACGACCUCAACCCUCUUGUCACAGGAGGCAGCGAGAUCCCUAUCCAAAACGCCGCCGACGCCCUCGACCCCUUGGGCGCCUGCGGGGGAGGCUACAAGAAACUCGUCCUCACAGGCCUGUACAGUCUCGAAUCCUCCCUUUUCACAGACGUCACGAAAAUCUGGCAGGACCUCACAACCUCCCACCCCGACGCCCUCUCGACGACCUUUUCCUUCCAAUGGGAUUCCCGGCCUCCGAAACACGCACCUUUCGAGAGCGCGAAUAGUAUGCACGACGUGAGGUUUUGGGCGAAUAAUAUGACGUGGUGUACAGAUCCUGGAAGUGUGGAGGCUGUUGAAAAGGCGUUGGAGAAGGUUAUUGGGACACUGAGGACGGGGCAGAGGGAGGAGGAGUUUGUGGAUUUUGCGAAUAGUCUGAGGACGGGGCCGGUGGGGAGGAGACAUCGGGGGGAGGAGAGGGUGGGGAAGUUGAGGGAGUUGAAGAGAGUGUGGGAUGGGGAGGGGGUGUUUGGGAGGGAGUUUUUGUAA